AGGUUGUCCGGAGGACAAAAGUAUUACUACUUUGAUUCACUCUCCGCACGCACAUUCAAAUAAUUAAAAUAAACAAACCAAAAGACAUUCUGAACGAGAUUCAAAGAUCCAUCCACCUCAGUAAAAUGACCUUCCAAAAACCUUAAUUAAAGCGUAUUUUUAUUUAAUGAAGAGGAACGAUAAACACAUAAGGAAUGUUAUUCAAGUAGUAUAAUCAUUUUAAAUGGUUAAUAGGCUAUUUUUCGCAUAUUUAGUACAAAGACUGAAUCUAUGAUUUGGUCAAACCCAAUUGUAUCUGUAUCAGCACGGUCAUUGUGAUUCAGCAACUUUGAAGCACAAAUAAAACCUGCAAUUUUAAGGAGCGCGUUUGACGUUCAAAAAACCUCAACUCAAUUGGUAGUAAACUUCGAACUGUGGCGUUUGAUGGCCUUUCACCGAAUUUCCAUAACUUCAGCCUGCAGUAUUUUUCAAAUUGACCCUUGAAGUCUUCCAAAACGGAGUGUGUUUACCGCCUGACAUCUACUGAGCUGAGGAAUAAAGAUGGCAAAUGAAGCAAUGCCAUGCCCAUGUGAUCUUGGUGACAAGUUGGAGUAUGGGGGACAGGGACAGGAGAUCCAAAUAGAGCACAUCAAAGUUUAUGUUGUAAAGCCCUCCUCAGCCUCAAACAAAGCUGUCAUCGUCAUUCAGGACAUCUUUGGCUGGCAACUCCCCAACACCAGAUACAUGGCUGACAUGCUGGCCUCCAAUGGAUACAUUGCUAUCUGUCCAGACUUCUUUGUUGGGAAGGAGCCAUGGAAUCCAACAGAUGACUGGUCCACCUUUCAGCAGUGGCUGGAGGACAGGAAACCAACCAACAUAAAAAAGGAAGUAGAUGCUGUGUUGAGAUUCCUGAAGGACCAGUGUGGGGCUAAACAGAUCGGAGCAGUGGGCUUCUGUUGGGGAGGGGUGGCUGUGCACUACCUGUCCUUGCAGUACCCAGAGCUCAAAGCUGUAGUCUCUCUUUAUGGCAUCAUUCGAGAGAGGGAGGACAGGUAUGAGCUGAAGAGUCCAACUCUGUUCAUCUUUGCAGAGAAUGAUGCGGUGAUCCCAUUGGAUCAGGUGAGUGCUCUUGAGAAGAGCCUGCAGGAGAAAUGCCCAGUGGAUUACCAGGUGAAGAUGUUUCAAGGUCAGACGCAUGGUUUCGUGCACCGCAAGAGAGAGGACAUCAACCCAACAGACAAACCUAGCAUCCAAGAGGCCAGGACGGAUAUGUUCAACUGGCUGGCCAAAUACAUGUAGACUGCCUCCAUUUACCCACAGUAAUGCGCUGUACAGAACCAAAAGUUUACAAUCAAUAAGCUUUAGCUAAUGUAGAGUAAGCUUUAUAUUAGUGACCAUCAUAAUCAGGUAUUAGUCCUCAGGUUACAAUCUAGUAACAUCAGUAUAAGUGUCCAAUUAAAAUAUCACACUAAAUAAUAUGCAUACUAGUGCAUGCAAAUCAAAUAAAUGACAUUCAAUUUUAUGUUACUUAUGAAACCAUAUAUUUUAAAUCAAUGUAACUGUAUGCCUUAUCUAAUGAAACAAUAAAUCAUGCAAUAUGUUCCUGUA
Messenger RNA from Hypomesus transpacificus, 1587 nucleotides. It is a transcript of the gene cmbl, whose product is annotated as carboxymethylenebutenolidase homolog (Pseudomonas). Gene Ontology annotation, molecular function: hydrolase activity. Lineage: Eukaryota; Metazoa; Chordata; Actinopteri; Osmeriformes; Osmeridae. The transcript is spliced from 6 exons. The record is from RefSeq and is a predicted model, not a curated record. Bases 541 to 1278 code for a protein of 245 amino acids.